GGUCUCUGAGCUCAGGGGCAUUGCCUGAGGCUAGGAAAGAAGGGCCUCAUCCUCUCCAGCCUGGGCAGCUGCUUCCCUCCCUCACCUCUCCACUCCCAGGGGUGUCUCCUGUUCCCUGUUCCCUUUUCCUGGGCAAGCCAGGAGCAGGUGUGGAAAUUCCAGGGGGAGGUGGCUUGUGGGGCAGAGGAGGAGAGGGAGGAGGUGGUUCAGCCUGCUCCCAGUCACCAGCAACAGAGCAGGCUUCAGCUCGCAAGGGCAAGCCAUCCUGUCCGGGUGCGGGGGCACUGGGCGGAUACAGUCUCUGGGCCGGGUCCCCCUCCUUGAGCCCUACCUGCCACGGCACCUUUCCACUUGGGCACAGGCACCGUGAUAGAUUCCGGUGCCAGUUAGAACGUGUCCGUGCUCAGCUAGUGGAGGUGAAGGAACAGGCAGGCACCAAGGAGCCUUUUCAGCAUUCAGCCCCGACAUCUCAGGCCCCUGGCAUCUGCCUCCAUAGGGCUGUGCCCCUGUGUAUGAUUGGCAAGUUGGCACUCCCUGUAGGGGAGGCAUAGGUAGAAUAAAAAUGUCUCUCUCCUCCCCGUUGGUUCCAUCAGGCAGAGGAGUACAAGUUAUAGCCCAACUCCUGCCCAAGGUUGAGUGGCUGUUUAACUGACCCCUAGCAUCUUCCUGGAGAGCACCCCUCCCAUCCCCGGGGAGAAUUACUAGACCUUUAAUUUCCAUCAGCCCAGAGCUGCUCUCUCCAAUGCAUCCCCACCGCUGCCUGCAGCUGGUUUCCUGCCACAGCUGCCAAGCCCAGCCUGAGGCAGGACCCUCAGCCUUUCUCUGAUGGCCGUGGUGCCCCGGGGGACCAGGCGUGCCCUGGCAGGAGCAUGCAGCCAGGCCAGAGCUCAGCGCUGGGUGCAGCCACUGCGUCUUUGAAAAUCUCGCUUCCCAUCUUUGUUAUUGUCUGGGCGGCAGGCCACCCGGUUUGCUGCUUUCCUCCCUCCGCCCGGCCCCUGCCUCCGGCUUUCUCCCCCAGGAAUAUGCCUUUCUCUGCGCUUUCCUUGGCGGGGGUCAGGACCCUCUGCACCCGCAUGAGGGGGCUUGUGUCCCAUCUGAUGCCCAGGCUGAAGGAGUCUCGCUCCCACGAGUCCCUGCUCAGCCCCAGCAGCGCGGUAGAAGCGCUGGACCUCAGCAUGGAGGAGGAGGUGGUCAUCAAGCCCGUGCACAGCAGCAUCUUGGGCCAGGACUACUGCUUCGAGGUGACGACGUCGUCAGGAAGCAAGUGCUUCUCCUGCCGAUCGGCAGCCGAGCGGGAUAAGUGGAUGGAGAACCUCCGGCGAGCCGUACACCCCAACAAGGACAACAGCCGGCGUGUGGAGCACAUCCUGAAGCUGUGGGUGAUCGAGGCCAAGGACCUGCCGGCCAAGAAGAAGUACCUGUGUGAGCUGUGCCUGGACGACGUGCUGUAUGCCCGCACCACGGGCAAGCUCAAGACCGACAAUGUCUUCUGGGGGGAGCACUUUGAGUUCCACAACCUGCCGCCCCUGCGCACCGUCACCGUCCACCUGUACCGGGAGACGGACAAGAAGAAGAAGAAGGAGCGCAACAGUUACCUGGGCCUGGUGAGCCUGCCGGCUGCUUCCGUGGCCGGGCGGCAGUUCGUGGAGAAGUGGUACCCAGUGGUGACACCCAACCCCAAGGGCGGCAAGGGCCCUGGGCCCAUGAUCCGCAUCAAGGCGCGCUACCAGACCAUCACCAUCCUGCCCAUGGAGAUGUACAAGGAGUUUGCCGAGCACAUCACCAACCACUACCUGGGGCUCUGUGCGGCCCUCGAGCCCAUCCUCAGCGCCAAGACCAAGGAAGAGAUGGCAUCGGCCCUGGUGCACAUUCUGCAGAGCACGGGCAAAGUGAAGGACUUCCUGACUGACCUGAUGAUGUCAGAGGUGGACCGCUGCGGGGACAACGAGCACCUUAUCUUCCGGGAGAACACGCUGGCCACUAAGGCCAUCGAGGAAUACCUCAAGCUGGUGGGCCAGAAGUACCUGCAGGAUGCGCUAGGUGAGUUCAUCAAAGCGCUAUAUGAGUCGGAUGAGAACUGCGAAGUAGACCCAAGCAAGUGCUCGGCCGCCGACCUCCCUGAGCACCAGGGCAACCUCAAGAUGUGUUGCGAGCUAGCCUUCUGCAAGAUCAUCAACUCCUACUGGUCAGUGCCACCUGGGCCCCUGCCCCGCAUCUUGCCUGUCUUGUGUCAGGGUGCCCGCAGGGUGCUGGGCAAGGCCCUUCGGCUCCGUUCUCCCUGACUUUGAAACGACAGAGCAGAGGUUUAACGAGGGCGCCAGUGGCCGAGCUGCAGCCUCACGUAGCUUCCAAGUGGUGGCUCUGGGAUUGGAAUCCCGCCCGCCCCGC
Messenger RNA from Leptonychotes weddellii (Weddell seal), 2388 nucleotides. NCBI's taxonomy places the organism in Eukaryota, Metazoa, Chordata, Mammalia, Carnivora, Phocidae. The record is from RefSeq and is a predicted model, not a curated record.